UCCAGAGGCAACAGAGUUCUUAAGAAGAGAGCUAUAUACCACAGUUCAAGCUUUGACAACACAUGAUCACUACGAAAACAGAGAGUGCGCCUGCCACCAGCCAAAAAUCCUACCAACUUGCGACGAGACCUCCUGGAAAGCUAUCAAGGAAAUGAGGUCUCCCUCUUCUUUUGGUGCCAGGGUCUUGUUCCAGAGCCGUUCCGUCACCGAAGCUCGUCACGUGGUCCGGCACCAUACCAACAUCCCACAGUCCUGCAUGCAGCGCCACGGUUAGCGUAGCGGGAGACCUCACUUUUUACCUUGCAACCAUUUAAAUCGCCCAUGCCCCCUCAUGCCUCAACGUAGUGCAACGCUUCUUUCCUUUCAAUUGAGACCACUCUUGAACCCUAACGCACCGCGGAACUCUGCACUGCUGAUUGCAGCAGCAGUGCAACCGCAACACCACGAGGCUAGCUUCGAGGCCUCUUCCCAUUUUGGCAGCUCCGCCUUUGGACGGCGGGCGCUGCACAGCACCGCAGAAUUCAAUCAGCAAAUCAGUUCGACCUUGAUUGGAGCACAGAACCCCAGGCCGGCUGUUCCGAGAAUGACGACCUUUUUAAUCUCAGUGUUGAUGCAUCUUUUCUUUUCACUGCUUUGCAGGAUGAUUCAUGUCCGUUCCCUGAGGUCGGCGCAUUUGAAUUUGGCAAUACUUCACAUCCGGAGCACUCAUCAUCUGGAUCUCCUUUCCUGUCCACUAUCGAUACUGUUGGACACCAGAGUAUUGGUAGCGGCGGCCUCAACUUCUCCGAAGAAUGGAGGAUCUCGAACUCAUCUCUAAUUGGGAAUAGCACAAUCCCGACCGGACUCUUCGGCGAUAGUUCUGGCCCUCCACAAGAUGUUCCCGGCUCAAUAAAUGUAAACUGCGUCCCAUGGUCUACUGAUCCGUUCCUUGAGGACUUCGACCCUGGUCCCUUUCAUCCCCUGA
Hyaloscypha bicolor E is the source of this 964-nucleotide messenger RNA. RefSeq lists its product as uncharacterized. NCBI's taxonomy places the organism in Eukaryota, Fungi, Ascomycota, Leotiomycetes, Helotiales, Hyaloscyphaceae. The transcript is spliced from 2 exons. The record is from RefSeq and is a predicted model, not a curated record. The coding region runs from base 332 to 817 and encodes 161 amino acids.